This is a messenger RNA of Phalaenopsis equestris, 1983 nucleotides long. Its product is annotated as phosphoethanolamine N-methyltransferase 1-like. The transcript is spliced from 12 exons. Lineage: Eukaryota; Viridiplantae; Streptophyta; Magnoliopsida; Asparagales; Orchidaceae. Bases 350 to 1828 code for a protein of 492 amino acids. The record is from RefSeq and is a predicted model, not a curated record. Gene Ontology annotation, biological process: phosphatidylcholine biosynthetic process. Gene Ontology annotation, molecular function: phosphoethanolamine N-methyltransferase activity.
GUCCUGAACAGCGCAUCCGCAUUUGAUAGCUUCUGCCUAUAAAUACAGCGCAGUUACAGCCUUGCCGUCUCCGAUCAUCAAAAGGCGGGGCGUUCUCACAUUUCACUCUUUAGGGGCUAGAGGCGGUCGUUGCAGAGCCGAGGAAGUAGCGGGUUUUGGUCUAGGAGAGAAAGACUCUGGAGGGAAGAACCUGAAAGAGGGAGUACGUGGUUCUUUUUAUGCAUCAGAAGGGAAAGUCGCAUAACCGCAGAUCCAGAUCUUUCUCCAGAUCUCGCCUCGCCAUCGAGGGAUCGUAGCAUCUGCGGCUUCAUUUAGGUUUGGGAAUCGUUUGUAAUCCUCACAGCAAACAAUGGCAGCUGCCAAUGGAUCGGAGGAGCGUCUGGCACAAAAGAGCUACUGGAUAGAGCACUCGAAGGACCUCACUGUAGAAGCGAUGAUGCUCGACUCUCGUGCCUCUGAUCUUGACAAGGAGGAGAGGCCUGAGGUACUUUCGCUCCUUCCACCAUAUGAAGGGAAAUAUGUUCUUGAACUGGGGGCUGGAAUUGGUCGCUUUACUGGCGAGCUGGCAAAACAUGCUGCCAAUGUUUUAGCUUUGGAUUUUAUCGAAAGUGUGAUUAAGAAGAAUGAAAGCAUCAAUGGCCAUUUUAGGAACACAAGUUUUAUGUGCGCUGAUGUAACAUCUCCGGAGCUGACUUUUGGAGAAGGAUCUGUAGAUCUCUUAUUCUCAAACUGGUUGCUAAUGUAUCUUUCAGAUGAUGAGGUUCAAAAGCUGAUAGAAAAGAUGAUUAAAUGGAUAAAGGUUGGUGGAUAUAUUUUCUUCAGAGAGUCUUGCUUCCAUCAAUCUGGGGAUUCUAAAAGGAAAGUAAAUCCAACACACUAUAGAGAACCAAGGUUCUAUACCAAGAUCUUCAAAGAAUGCCAAACAUUUGAUGAUUUUGGAAAUUCCUUUGAACUAUCUCUAGUCACUUGCAAGUGCAUUGGAGCUUAUGUUAGGAGUAAGAAAAAUCAGAAUCAGAUUUGCUGGUUAUGGCAGAAGGUAAAGUCAAAUGAUGACCGGGGUUUUCAGCGAUUUCUUGAUAAUGUACAAUAUAGAAGCAGCGGAAUAUUGCGUUAUGAACGGGUCUUUGGAGAUGGUUUUGUAAGUACAGGAGGAAUUGAGACAACAAAGGAAUUUGUUGCAAAAUUAAAACUCAAGGCUGGACAGAAAGUUCUCGAUGUGGGUUGUGGCAUUGGUGGAGGUGACUUCUAUAUGUCUGAAAACUUUGAUGUUGAUGUGGUUGGGAUUGAUCUUUCCAUAAAUAUGAUUUCCUUUGCUUUGGAGCGAGCCAUUGGGUGCAAGUACUCUGUUGAGUUCGAAGUUGCUGAUUGUACUAAGAAAACAUGUCCAGAUGAGACAUUUGAUGCUAUCUACAGCCGUGACACAAUUCUUCACAUACAUGAUAAACCAGCGUUAUUUAGAAACUUCUUCAAGUGGCUGAAGCCAGGUGGAAAGGUACUCAUCAGUGACUACUGCAAGAGCUCAGCAGAUUCAUCCAAGGAAUUCGCGGAGUAUAUUGAACAGAGAGGAUAUGACCUGCAUGACGUGAAGUCUUACGGCCAGAUGCUCAGGGAUGCUGGUUUCCAGUAUGUUACUGCUGAAGAUAGAACAGAUCAGUUCGUGGAAAUUCUGCAGAGGGAACUGGAUGCCGUUGAGAAGAAUAAGGAACAAUUUAUCCGUGAUUUUUCAAAGGAAGACUACGACGAAAUAGUGGAUGGCUGGAAAGCUAAGCUCAAGAGAAGCAAGAAGGGUGAACAGAGGUGGGGCCUCUUCAUAGCUAACAAGAACUGAUGCCAUUGUGAGGCUGCUCUUUCUAAACUUUGGUAACUAUAGAUACUUUGACUUAUUAUCUCUAUGUAUUCUAUAACUACUACUUGGGAUGCUAAUAGACUUCUUUUCAAGCUUUCUUCUGAUGGCAAAUCUUUCAAAUAUUAUUAUUGCUGCUA